AUGGCCGUCCUCCCAUCACUCUGCCACAUCCGAGUCUUUGUCGAGACGGCGCAGCGAGGACCCCUUCCCGAGUUCGAACACCCCGACCCCAAGAGUGAACUCCCCCAGGCGGAGUCGUUUCACCUCUCCCAGGGCCGCAUUCCAACCGAUCCGUUGCCCCAUGUGAUCAAGUACAUCGAGGCCCGAGCAGCCGAGGAUUUUGUAAUUUCUAUACGCACGUCCUCGCUACCUAAUCCCCGGACUGUUGGCAAUAUAGGCUGCCACUUGAGAAUUGACGGUCGGCUCGUCGCCGCGAGGCUUGCCGUCUUCCAACGUUGUGAUCAGUUGGGGCAACCAGUGUGGGAGUACCGGUUUCGGCAUAUCAUUACCGGCAAUGCCAAUGACGGAUAUGAAUUGCAUGCCUUCAAGUUUACUCCUCUGGAUAUCGUGGAAGAUGAUAACCUCUCGCCGGAAGAGCUAGCUCAUCAGCGAGAUCGAGCUAAGACCUGCGGCAGUGUGACACUCUCGCUCCAUCUUGUCAGUAAUCCCUGGGUUAUGGGCCCUCAUACCAUGGACGCACCUCGCAGCGACCUUAGCUUCGCGGAAAAAGGACUCAAGGGCCGGGCAACGGACUCUGCAACAACGUAUAUUUCACACGCACUGCCGCGCAGGAUACAAUCCCAUUCUAUCGGGGUGACGUACUCUGAUCCGCAGAGACGGCCCUUCGCCGUAUAUGAGUUCAGGUACCGCUCGAGGAAGGGUCUGGUCGCAGAAGGAAUUGACAUCACUCCAAGGACCAUAACGGAUCGUGUAAAUCGAGCGCAAGAACUCUUGACCAUUCAGGCGGAAGCCGAGGCCCGACGGCACAUCGCCCGCAUACCGGGGGCUGGCGAGAUGCAACAGCCGGGACGAAUCGUAGCCGCCGACUCAUCCGACGUUGAGAGCCCGCGCGGGAUCAAGCGCGAGAGAGAGGAGGACAACGACGAAGAGGAUGCGAAAGCUCGAGCGGAGGGGAAGUCCGUGAUUCGGUACAAAGAACGGCGUACAGAGGAAGGUCGGGUGGUAAUUGACCUUACUGAGGACUGA
Molecule: messenger RNA, 1065 nt
Organism: Dichotomopilus funicola
Lineage: Eukaryota; Fungi; Ascomycota; Sordariomycetes; Sordariales; Chaetomiaceae
Exons: 5
Coding region: 1-1065 (354 amino acids)
Source: RefSeq, a predicted model, not a curated record